Molecule: messenger RNA, 2124 nt
Organism: Melanaphis sacchari
Lineage: Eukaryota; Metazoa; Arthropoda; Insecta; Hemiptera; Aphididae
Product: fatty acyl-CoA reductase wat-like
Exons: 9
Coding region: 128-1783 (551 amino acids)
Biological process (GO): long-chain fatty-acyl-CoA metabolic process
Cellular component (GO): peroxisome
Molecular function (GO): alcohol-forming very long-chain fatty acyl-CoA reductase (NADP+) activity
Source: RefSeq, a predicted model, not a curated record
GAUUUGAGUUUGCACUCACGGUCAUUCCGUCGCUGUACUUCGUUCAAGUAGUUUCUAUUUACAGAGUGCCAGUAUUCAUCAUCAAUCGUUUUUUUGAAAGAGUUAUUGAGUCUAAAAUUCCAACAAUAUGGCUCUCGAUUUACAUCGUAAGUAUAUCGAGAAAAGGCAAGACAGUGCACCGUUAGUGCCUAUCAAAGAUAUAAUAAAUUCCAAAUACUACAUGGAUCCUCUGGAGCUUUUGGGUGAGCGGAACUUUAACGAACCUCGAGAAGUUGAUGAGUCUGAAAUCGGAAGUCCAAUACAAGAAUUUUUUCGGGAUGCAGUUGUAUUUUUAACCGGUGGUACUGGUUUUAUGGGCAAAGUUCUAUUGGAGAAACUACUUAGAACAUGUCCUCAUAUUAAACAUAUUUAUUUACUGAUCCGAUCUAAGAAGGGCAAAAACGUCGAUCAACGACUGGAAGAUAUAUUCGAGGACCGACUUUUUAAAAGAUUAAAACAUGAAGUACCUAAGUAUUAUCAUAAGGUUUCUGGAGUAGCCGGUGAUUGCAGUUUACCGGGUCUAGGAUUAAGUGUGAGUAGUCGAAAUACAUUGAUUAACGAAGUGAACAUAAUUUUCCAUGGAGCAGCUACUGUACGUUUUGAUGAACAUAUUCGUAUAGCUAUGAACAUAAAUGUUUCUGGAACAAGAGAAUUACUAAAUUUAGCCAGAAAAAUAACCAACUUAAAGGUUUUGGCGCACGUUUCCACAGCAUAUUCAAACUGUAAUCGAUUGCAUGUCGAAGAAAAAUUUUACGAUCCUAUUGCUGAUUAUGAAGAUAUUUUAAAAUUGAUUUCUUCUAACGACGAUCAAACGCUUCAAAAUAUGACUAAAGAAAUCAUUGGUGAUUUACCAAAUACUUAUGCAUUUACCAAAUCUUUGGCAGAAGACGCCAUUCGAAGAGAAGCACAAGAUCUUCCAAUAUUAGUGUUUCGUCCCACUGUUGUUAUUGCUACUUACCGAGAACCAGUAAGAGGUUGGAUAGAUAAUGUUUACGGACCUACAGGACUCAUAGUUGGAGCUGGUACAGGAGUUCUUCAUACCUACUUGGGCAAUUCUAAUAUGGUUACUGAUAUGAUUCCAGUUGACAUGGUUGUUAAUACACUUAUAUGUGCAACCAAAGAAACCGCAACAAAGAAAAAAGUAAACGAAAUACCGAUUUACACGUGUUCAAGUGCAGGACAAAAACCAAUUAAGUGGAAUGAUUUUAUUGAGAUGAACAGACGUCAUGGAAUUUACUGGCCCACGAUUCGGGCAAUCUGGUACUAUUCAUUCGUGCCCACUAGCAAUCCAUACUUUUAUGCGUUAUUAAACUUUUUAUGCCAUAUAGUACCUGGAUAUAUACUGGAUACAUUAGCUGUCAUUGCUGGACAAAAACCAAUACUGAUGAAAAUUUAUAAAAAGAUUGAUAAAGUACGUGAUAUAUUAGCCUAUUUCUCUGACAAAGAAUGGACCUUCACUAAUGAUCGAGUAAUGGCAUUAUGGAAUAAUCUUGAUAGUCAAGAUCAAGAUAUAUUCAAUUUUGACAUCAAACAAUUAUCCUGGGAAUACUUUAGUCAGGCACAUUGUCUUGGCUUAAGAGUGUACUUGGUUAAAGAUGAUAUCCACACAUUGCCAGCGGCGAGAAAAAAAUGGGAAAAAUUAUACAUUGCGCAUAUAUCUUUAUUAGUAUUUAUAUACGCAUUCUUGCUGUACUGUGCAUGGAUUAUUAUUUACUUCUUUCUCAAAUUGACUGGUUUCGUGUAAAGAAAAUCUAGCAGAUUACAACAUGACUGAUUAUUAUUGGAUUUGUAACCAACAUUUACCUAUUGAAAGUAUUUGUAAUUAUAAGGAUAUGUACCUAAAAGUGUUUUAUGUUGUUUUAGAAGAAGGUAUUUCUCCGAAUGCAAAGUCUAAUUUGUUUACUUUUAUUGUUAGAUAUUUCAACAAGAUUGAGUUCUAUAUACUUGUAUAUUAGUUAUUACUAAUAUUAGGUCGUUUAUCACGCUUAUGGUCUGAUUUGACCUAUUAGUUGUGACAAUAAAAUAUUAUUAGAAUAAUUAACAUACAAAAUCUGUUUUUUAAAAAGUCGCUGAUUCACUUAAAUA